Molecule: messenger RNA, 5908 nt
Organism: Magallana angulata
Lineage: Eukaryota; Metazoa; Mollusca; Bivalvia; Ostreida; Ostreidae
Exons: 7
Coding region: 398-3241 (947 amino acids)
Biological process (GO): negative regulation of MAPK cascade; protein dephosphorylation
Cellular component (GO): cytoplasm
Molecular function (GO): protein tyrosine/threonine phosphatase activity; MAP kinase tyrosine/serine/threonine phosphatase activity
Source: RefSeq, a predicted model, not a curated record
GAGCAGGAGAGAAAUCAGCUGGGAAGUCUUUGCUUGGAUUGUGUUUACAUUUUUAGUUGUGAUCAGAUUGACUGAAUGAACUAGUGUAUAGUUUUCUGACUGUGUAAACUGAUUAAGGAACUAGACACUGUUCCCCUCACUCUAGUCCCUGACCAGGGUUGUAUAUGGAACCUCCCUCCCCCAAAAACACUGUACCUAGUUGGCGGACGGUGCCCCAUUUAUACUGAGGAUUUCAUUGGGGGGUUUCAUAGAGUUCACACUUUUACGGAAGCUGAUUGUAAUGGGAUUUACGUGGGAAUUGAUCGGAUUUAUAUCAGAAUCUGAAUGACUAUAUUUUUGUAAUGAUUGAUUUUAUAUGGAAUGGAAUAUUAGUUAAUAGAAAAGGACUUUAGCAUCAAUGAAAGGUGGUUACCUGGCCUUUCAAGCCAUGCAUCCGUCUCUGUGUGAGAACAAGCCCCCCAGCAGCUACAAGUGCACCCCCCUCACCUCCCUCUCCCAGCCCUGUAUGCCGGUCGCCAAUGUUGGACCCACUCGCAUCCUCCCCUUCCUGUACCUGGGAUCUCACCGGGACGCCAUGUCUCAGGAAACAAUCCAGAUAAACGACAUAUCUUACAUCCUGAACGUUAGCAUCACGUGUCCUCAGUCUCCGUUUGUACAGGACGGACAUUUCCAUCGCAUUCCAGUCAACGACAACUACAGCGCCAAGCUGCUGCCAUUCUUCCACCAAGCAUUCCAGUUUAUUGACAAAGUGAGGGAGGCCAACGGUAGCGUGAUGAUUCACUGUCUGGCCGGGAUAUCCCGAUCUCCCACGCUGGCCAUUGCUUACGUAAUGAAGCACCUACAUAUGUCAUCAGACGAAGCAUACAGGUAUGUGAAGGACAAAAGGCCGACCAUCUCUCCGAACUUUAACUUCCUUGGACAGCUGCUGGAGUAUGAGAAGUGGAUAAAGCAGGAGGAGGAGGAGUUAAGGCAGCGACAGGAGUCCCUGGGCUCGCUGACCGACGGCAAGACCACGCCCAUCAUCAUGGACCUCCAGAUGUGCAGCCCUUCCUCACCCAUCGCCAAGGCCACCAAGCCCUUCACCUUUGACCCCCAGUGGGAGCCUCGUGUACAGGACCGUGAUUUAAAGCGUGACACAAACGACAACCUGCCGUUGUUGGCCGAUUCCGACUCGUGGAACAAUUUUCAGUGUUCUGGAAAGUCGACAUCAUCAAAAAUGGAGACGGAUCUCCCAGAAAAGAGAAAGUUUAGUGAUUCUAGUACGUUGUGUAGUGGUUAUCCACACAUCUCAGACAGCAACCCAGUGACUCCCAGCGCUGAGUUAUCCCCCUUUCCUUUUGGUGUAUCAACCCUAAAUAAUGGGUCUCGGUCUGAUUCACCACAGGAGUGGAAAGUUCAGAAAGACUGCAAGAGGAAGUCUCCUUCUCCCACUCCAAAGUCGCCCGUAAGUCGAUCCUUCACACUGUCUCUGAGUCCAGUGCCUCUCCCCUCAGAGGGAAUUGGUGCCCCCAGGGACAGAAAGAGGUCUCUUGGAUCUCCCAUGACAAAACCAUCUACCUUGAUGUCUCCGUUAUCAAGAUCUCCAGGGAAACCCUUUAUCAAACCAUUUUCUCUGCCACUCUCCCCUGUUUUGUCGCCGGACACCCCAGAAACCAGUGACCCCGUGAACUCUGACCCAACCAUCAAGGACUCCUCCAAUCAUCAACAGGAAACUGCUGCUCAAAGGAAUGAUAGGAUGGCAGUGUCAAAACCCUUCUCGUUACCGCUGAGCAGUGUGAACUCUCCAGACGUCAGGGACAGUACUAACAACCAACAGAAAAAGUUCAAACAGGAGAGAAACUUUCACCUGCCAUUGUCUUCUCAAUCUCAGCGAGAUAACAGUCAAAGCGAGCAAAGGGAGAGCAGAUCUCGACCGUUUGUCCUCCCUGUAUCUCCUCUUGUCUCUUCUGAGAAAAGUCUGUCCAUCACGGAUGGCAACUCACCCUUACCCUCACCUGCGCUGACUCCAGUCAAAAGUCCAUCGAGAUCGUUCACUCUGCCACUGUCAACAGUCAGUCUACAUACAAAUGAAAGAAACAAGGCCACAGUGGACCUAGUGAGUCCCUGUCGCCCCAGACAGUGUCCAGAGCUACCCAGUCCACGCCUGGAGUCGGCCGAACACUGUCACAUGGAAACAACAUCACCAAGUCUACCAGACAGCACCCCAUUAUAUAUUGUAUCAGAAUCAUGUAAAUCUCAACAGAAAUUUGAUCUCAGUCUCUCUGUGUCUCAGUCAAAGUGUUGUGAAACAUUGACCGCCCCCUCCUCCUCCCCGCGACCCCCCUCAUCACUACCCCAUACCCUGGGGGUCCCCGGUAGAACCUCUGAGCUUCGUUGCCCCCCAUCACAGACAAUUUACUCCCCCUCAGCAGCUCUGGCUGAGCUUCAUUUCAGUCACUCUGUGGUGGAGAGGAUCGACAAGCCUACUCCUCUACAGAAGUUUCCAUCUACCUCUCUCGACAAACUUAACUUUACUCCUUGUUUUGCAACGGAAAACAGAACCAAGGAAUCAGUGUGUUCAAUGGAGGCGGAUCACGGAGAGCCUGGUGAGGGGACAUCCCUCGCCUCCAUUGGCUCUGGCAGUAGUUCAACCGUGACGUCCCCCGUAGGUCAUCAGGUGACCCUGAGAGUCAGGGAAAAUAGGGCAAAACGACCUCUCAUAAGACCGAACAGUAUUGCAUUUUCUAAAUACCCGACCUUUGAUCUUGGAUCAGACUGUCAGGAAUCCCCCAGCUCAGCCAGUAGUACGUCGCAAGACGAUGCGGCCGAUACGUACCUUCUACAAAAUGGAAAACGCUCCAAGGCCUCGGACUCUCACACCGGAAGAUACACUGAACGAGACGUGUACCGGAAAAUCACAGCAGCCAUGGAGAGUGCUAUGUUUAGAACACAGGUGUACGAGGCGAGUCGUAAGGCCAGAAGCCUGGAUGACAUCCUGGUCUCAGGAGACCCUCUGGUGGCAAAACAAGCUGGAACCGGGUGCUCACCAUUUGGGAAAUUUCCACCACGAUGUGGAUUAGGACCACAAAGGUUUAAUUCUCCUGGAAUUUACGAAAAUAUAACAUGUCAUGCAUCGUCAGAAGUUUACCAGUCCAGCAGUAGCAUAUCAUCUAACGGAAGUCAUGGCUCACUGCACGGGAGCCUGGAAAUCAUACAGGUCGGGGAGUGCCCCAACAAGCGCCGGAAAACCUCCGACAAGUAGCGGGGACGACUGACAACAAUGUCACACCUACAAUGCAUUAAAUUUAAAUCAACCAAUCAACAACCAGAACGACGGAAAUGACGUCACAGACCCCGCCACUGACAUAGCAUUGUGCCUUAUGAAGUUCAAAGAAGCACGGGAGGAAAAAAAGAAUGUAAUUUGUCUCCCUUGUGGAGCAGCACUUUUCAGUUCAUUGAUUAUUGUUUCAGAAAUUGUUUGUAGAAAGUCCGCUAGUUUGAAGAAGCUGUUUGUUCUGUGGAGGUCUCUUCUCGCCCUAGGUAGUAUGAGAAGAAAUUACCCAGAUUUUUAGAUUUUAUGCAAAGCCAGUAGCCUCCCUUCACAUCCCCUCCACCAAAAAUCACCCCAAAACGCAAACACCAGUGCCCACUGAAAGGAGGUUAAGAAUCCGGAUCCUUUCUUUUCACCCCCCCCCCCCCCCUCCCUUAGCUCUUGUCGUUGUCAAUUAUUUGAGGUCAUGUGAUCGUUGUUGAUAAAUACGUAGAUUUUAGAAUUCUCAGGAACUUAAAAUCCAAUAAUCAGGAGAGGUCAGAGGUCAGAAUUACAUUUUAUCCAUUUGAUUUUCAUAGAUAUGAAUGGAUAUCGUUUUAAUGAACACGGUUAAUCGUUUGAUAAUAUGUCAGUCAUUCGUAUCAACCCUCUAUAUCUGUUUAUGUACAAGACUAAAUACGCCUCAGAGCAUGGAUAGAUUUGGUACAAGUGAACAUUGUAUGUUAAGUUGCUGUUAUUGUUCUUGAUCAAGUUGGUACCGUAGGAUAGUCAUAUUCAGCGUCUCUUUCUUUCUCUCGUCCGCCUCUAGUUUAUCUGAUAGAUAAUUUUUUUUUCAACGGGAGAAUUGUAAGAAUCGGGAAAAUCAAUUUAGAAAAAAACCAAAUCUCUCUCUUUUUCUCUCUCUCUCUCUGAGAGAUGAUGUCACGUGUAAGAUUUGCAGAUGUCAUUGUCACUCAGAAAUGACUGAUUUUGUAUCGGACAAAUGUUACUUUACGUAGGGAAUCACCCUUAAUUCCUAGAGAUAGUUGUUCGUUAAUGUAUUCAGUGGUUAGUUAACCUUUGACCUGUUGUGAAUGUUUACCUUGUUAUGACACUGUAUUGAGAUAUUUUUGUAGAAAUCUUGGAUAAGCUGUGAUUUUGUACAUAGAAAAUUCCCCAAUGUGAACGGAGAGCAUUAGUAUAUUUACAGACAUUAAUAUAUACCGUAGAAAAUGAUGUCGUUUAUUUAUAGAUGUGGACAUUACCAUGGUUAUGUUUACCUUGUGUAUCAAGUUCCCGGUCUGACUCUCGGUUGUGUUGAAAUAUAACGUCAUAGUCACGUGGUAUACAUGUCACAUAAAAUUUGUCAUUAUAUAACGUCACAAAGAUAUCACACGUCACGACGAAUGUCAAAUUGUAUUAUGUCAUAGCUCAUCAUCGUGUUUACACUUACGCCACAGCACAUGACGUCAUAAAGCAUAUCAACAGAGUUUUCUCAGAAGAUGUUAGCACAAUAAAUGGCGUCAUGGAAACUUUUCUUGACUGUUUAUCAAGAUUUAAAAGAUUCAACCCUAUUUAUACAGAAAAGAAGUUACUGGGGUAACCCCUAAUAACAAAUUAUAAUUGAGAUAACCAUGCAAGAUGCCGUUGUGAUAAUAAAAUCAUACCGUUUUGACAUAAACUUAGAACACCGCUAUGACGUUUGCAUAAUACUUCGUUAUGACGUAUGCAUAAUACUUCGCUGUGACGUAUGCACAAUAGACCGUUGUAACGUGUGAAUGCACGCAUCAUUGUAAUCAUUGAAAUGUUGGAAUGUCUUUGAUACCACAUGUCAUUGAGGAAACUCUUUUUCAUUGUAACGUCUGAAUGAAUGAAUACAAUAUAGUGAUGACUUACAGAAAGCGUCUUAUGGCGUCUUACUGUUCCGUCAUUAUGGCGUCCUUCAAAGCACACCAAUUUGUCAAAGUGGAACACAACUUUUGUCAGUACAUUUCUAUUGUAUUUGUUACAUCGUACUUUUAAUAUUUUUUAACUUUUUUUACAUGUACAUUGGACACAAUGAUAUUGAACGUUAUUGUAAAACUGUUAUAAUAAUUUGUAUACACUUGUGUAGAAAUUUUAUACAAUUUGUAAAAGUCACCCGUUUUUUUAAAUAUAUGUACAUGAUAUUUAACUUUGGCCAAUCAGUCAAAACCAAACUGUUAAAAUUAUCAAGACAAAAUAGUCGGGCAGCUUUUUUUCUUUCAUCGUAUGUGCAACACAACUUUAUAACCAAAUUAUUACAAACAACGUAUUUGUUACUUGAACCAAUUGUUAAAAAAACGUAAUUCAAAAUCUUUUUGUUAAGGACAACAUUUGUGCAAUAUUUAGUUUGUUAAACUGUGGUUCUUGUUCAGCUGUAGACCAUUACACAACUGGACGAUGUUCUUUUCUAGUCAUGACACAUAGGCGUUCGUUCUCCGAUGAUAGGACUCGCUCCGUUUUUAUCCGUUUUUAUCUGUGAUUGUCGUACCUCUAGUUUUCUUAUUUAUGACAUGACGUCGACAUACAGCCAGUGACGUAUCGCAGUCACGUGGUUAUUGUCGGCCCGCUCAUGUUCUCUGUGAGUUAGAGGCGAGCGUUGUUUUUUCUAUAGUCUACUGUAAUCUACCUAUAUUAAAUCGUUGUUUACACUUACAA